Messenger RNA from Trichophyton benhamiae CBS 112371, 768 nucleotides. Its product is annotated as DNA repair protein Dds20/Mei5, putative. The record is from RefSeq and is a predicted model, not a curated record. The transcript has 3 exons. NCBI's taxonomy places the organism in Eukaryota, Fungi, Ascomycota, Eurotiomycetes, Onygenales, Arthrodermataceae. Gene Ontology annotation, biological process: DNA recombination. The coding region runs from base 1 to 768 and encodes 255 amino acids.
AUGGAGGUCAAACUGACUCUGCCUAAGAAACGAGGACUCGGCGAUGGCUCGCAUACCCUGAAGAGGCCUUUCAAGUCACCCCUCCGCAAAGGACCCGAUGCAGAACCUGUUGUCUUCUCGCAGUCUGUAUCAACCGAUUCUUCCAAUCAAAGGUUAUUCGUCAAUAGCACCAUAAAAUGGAAGCCCUCACCUGGUACCCAAACUCCUCUCGCCGGACAGAAUCCUUUUCAGGACGCACAUAUCUCAUCAGCUACGACUCCCAAAGCCCGCAUUUCCACCCUCCAAAGAGAGAUGAGUAGUUUACAGCUCCGCCUGGCUCGCCAACUCGAAGAAAUAGAUAUCCUCGAACAGGCAAUAAACAUCCUGGAGAAAGGAAAGCUAGGCGAGCUCGAGAUACUUAAACAGAAAUGGCGAAGCGUAAGCCGGGACGCAGCCGAGGACCUGUUUGUCAGUGCAAAGGACAAAGUGAACCGUAUGGGCGGGGUGAGAGUAUACAACGAGAAGAUCCGAAAGAGAAAGAUGAGACAGCAGGAGUGGGGAGGGUGGGACGACAAGCAGGAUGAUAAUGACGACGAAGACGAAGAUCUUGGAAGUGAUAUUGAGAGAGAGAAGGAGAGGAGGAAGGAGAAGGACGAAGCCGAGCUAGAGGAUGAGGAAGAGAGCGAGAAUGACGAUGAGACUUUUACCAUUGACAUGAUGCUUAAAGGCCUGAAUGUCGAUCUCAAAGUCAUUGGCUUUGAUAAGGCUAGCCAGAGAUGGAUCGAUUGA